Molecule: messenger RNA, 2344 nt
Organism: Caenorhabditis elegans
Lineage: Eukaryota; Metazoa; Nematoda; Chromadorea; Rhabditida; Rhabditidae
Gene: tlf-1
Product: TATA box-binding protein-like 1
Biological process (GO): DNA-templated transcription initiation
Cellular component (GO): nucleus
Molecular function (GO): DNA binding
Source: RefSeq, marked reviewed
GCCGAUCAGUUCAAAUGCAAAUGGGUGAUCAUCAAAUGAUGGGAAACCAGAGAACUUACGUUCAAAAAGUGAUGCCUGCACAAGCUGGUGGUGCAGUAUCACAAAAUGCCACGUAUGUGCAAACGGCAGGAAUUCGAACGGUUCAUCACGACGGAAACGGACAGCAGAGGAUAGUUCAACUACCCCCGGGAGUACGUCAGAUUCAGCAAAAUGGUGUCGGUCCUGCCUAUGUUCGCCAAGUUCCUGGUGGUCAACCAAUGCAAGUAAACUUUGGACAUCCAGGAACGAUAGCGGGUCGAAAUGUUGCAGUUGGUGUUCAAAUGCGACCUGUGCAAGGACAUAACGUUCAACAAGGUUAUCAGAGACAGCAAGUAGCAAAUCAAAUUCAACAACAAAAUCGAGCUGUAUUUAUGGCACAAAAUCAGCAAGGACAACAACAGAUAAGCUAUGCGCAAGCACAACAUCGACAACAACAACAGAAUCAACAACAACACCACCAGCAACCACAACAUUUUAAUCAUCCUUCUCAACAAAAUCAAAUGAUUAUGCAACAUCGUCAACCACAAAUGCACCAUAAUCAGCAACAUCAAAUGGUUCAACCACAAAUGACACGUCAUCAGAUGGCCCAACACCAUGCUCAGCAGCCACAUCCGCAGAUUUAUGUGCCGCGUGACAUGAAUUUGGCAGUGCCACUGAGAGAACCCUCACCUGAGCCGAUUCCUGUCAAAAUUGAGGUUCCAGAUGUUCCUCCAGAAGGUACAUCGGCUGCCAAUGAGGAACCAAUGCCAGAUGAUGGUGAUAUCGAUAUUCAGAUUCGAAAUGUUGUUUGUAAUUAUACACUCCCUUUGCACAUUGAUCUUCGAAAAUUGGCAAUGAACACUCAUAACGUGACAUAUGAAAGAGAAAAAGGAGUAAUGAUGAAACAAAAAAGAUCGCCUGGUUGUUAUAUCAAAGUAUAUAGUUCUGGAAAAGUAUAUAUUGUUGGUUGCCGGAGUGAGGCGGAUUGUAAACGAGCUGCACGUUCAAUUGCCAGACAUGUUCAGCGAGUUAUGGGAAAAACGAAAGAACGAGUUUCGAUUAGAAAUUAUCGAGUGAACAACGUUCUGGCCACGUGCCGUCUUCCAUUCGGAAUCAAAAUCGAAGAAGUCGCAGCAAAAUAUCCAUCAGAAUCCACAUAUGAGCCUGAACUUUCCGUUGGUCUUGUUUGGAGAUCUGUGACACCAAAAGCUACUCUUCGAAUUCAUACGACUGGCUCAAUUACAGUCACUGGAGCUCAAUCGGAAGCCGAUGUUCUCGAAGUACUCUCAAAGAUCUAUCCAAUUGUUCUAGAAUUCCGAUGUCUCGAACGAGCCAAAGGAAAUGUCGCUGCUCAGAAGAAGAGGAAACGAAAGGCACCUGUUAACAGAGGACCACCAAUCAAACGCGAACGCUUUGAUGACAGCAAUUAUAGAAAUUCUGGAGUUAUCAAUAACCAGGUCUAUUUCUCUGAUGAAGAUGAAGAUCUGUAUGAUGAGCUCGAUUUAGAAGAAUAGUUGUACCUAAUUGAUGCAGCCUACCCAUUCAUUGUAAUUUUUAAAAAAUCUCAAUUUGCAAUCAUUAUCUGAUUACCUUUCUACAUCAUCUCGUCAUAAUUUCUCUAGUUUUAGCUUUCUAUCUUCCAGUAUAUCUUGUUCUUUCAAUUGUUCUGUGUGCUUCAAAAUUCAUGCUUUAUCCGCUUUUUUCCUGUUCUUUUCUUUCUCUGUUUGCCGUUACCAUCAUCAACAUCAUAAGUCAUCAUCGAAUCAACACAAUCUCCUAUCCAUUUUUUUGUAAAAUUAACACAAUGAUCAGAAAAACAAUUCUCGCUUCCUUCUAGCUCUUUCUCUCUCCACAUCCCACUAUGUGCUCUCUACUUCAUGUCUUCAUCAUGUUCCCCUCAAGCCCAGCAAAUCUUAAUUUUUCCUUAUUUUCCAUUAUCUAUUUUUCCUCAUGAAUCCCAGUUUUAAAAACAAGUAGCAGAUUUUUUUUUGUUCUGAAACAAUUCGCAAAAAUUCCACAAAAAGUCCUUAAAAACAAACGAGUUCGUAUUAUAAAACUGUAACCUACCUUUUCCCAAAGUUGUUGUAUUUCAUUUUAAUUAUUUUAGAAUGUGAUUUUUCUACAAUUCCCUUUUCAUGAUUCAUCCUUUUUCUAGAUUUAGUUAUUGUCUCCCUUUACCAUUUUUCUCGUUUUUGUCCAUUAAAUAUGUUCAUGAUUAAAUUUCAAUGUCCGUAUCUUUACAGAAGGUUUAUGAAUUUUUCAAAGUUACGAAUUGUCAAAGAAACCAGAAAAUCACAAAAAAGAUUCAAUUGAAAAAAUAAAGAAU